Messenger RNA from Neomonachus schauinslandi (Hawaiian monk seal), 2006 nucleotides. It is a transcript of the gene MMP16, whose product is annotated as matrix metallopeptidase 16. The coding region runs from base 55 to 1878 and encodes 607 amino acids. NCBI's taxonomy places the organism in Eukaryota, Metazoa, Chordata, Mammalia, Carnivora, Phocidae. Gene Ontology annotation, molecular function: metalloendopeptidase activity; zinc ion binding. Gene Ontology annotation, biological process: proteolysis; extracellular matrix organization; skeletal system development. The transcript has 10 exons. The record is from RefSeq and is a predicted model, not a curated record. Gene Ontology annotation, cellular component: extracellular matrix.
GAGAAAGGGAGAAAACGUAGGGGAGCUCGUCCAUCCAUUGAAGCACAGUUCACUAUGAUCUUACUCACAUUCAGCACUGGAAGACGGUUGGAUUUCGUGCAUCAUUCGGGGGUAUUUUUCUUGCAAACCCUGCUUUGGAUUUUAUGUGCUACCGUCUGCGGAACGGAGCAGUAUUUCAAUGUGGAGGUUUGGUUACAAAAGUACGGCUACCUUCCACCAACUGACCCCAGAAUGUCGGUGCUGCGCUCCGCAGAGACCAUGCAGGCCGCCUUAGCUGCCAUGCAGCAGUUCUACGGCAUUAACAUGACAGGAAAAGUGGACAGAAACACAAUUGACUGGAUGAAGAAGCCUCGAUGUGGUGUACCUGACCAGACAAGAGGUAGCUCCAAAUUUAAUGUUCGUCGAAAGCGAUAUGCAUUAACAGGACAGAAGUGGCAACACAAACACAUCACUUACAGUAUAAAGAACGUAACUCCUAAAGUAGGAGACCCUGAAACCCGCAAAGCUAUUCGCCGUGCCUUUGAUGUGUGGCAGAAUGUAACUCCUCUGACAUUUGAAGAAGUUCCUUACAGCGAAUUGGAAAAUGGCAAACGCGAUGUGGAUAUAACCAUCAUUUUCGCAUCUGGUUUUCAUGGAGAUAGUUCUCCCUUUGAUGGAGAGGGAGGGUUUUUGGCACAUGCCUAUUUCCCUGGACCAGGAAUUGGGGGAGAUACUCAUUUUGACUCAGAUGAGCCAUGGACACUAGGAAAUCCUAAUCAUGAUGGAAAUGACUUAUUUCUUGUAGCAGUUCACGAACUGGGACAUGCUCUGGGAUUGGAGCAUUCCAAUGACCCCACUGCCAUCAUGGCCCCAUUUUACCAGUACAUGGAAACUGACAACUUCAAACUACCUAAUGAUGAUUUGCAAGGCAUCCAGAAAAUUUAUGGUCCACCUGACAAGAUUCCUCCACCGACAAGACCUCUACCGACAGCGCCCCCACACCGCUCCAUUCCUCCAGCCGACCCACGCAAGAAUGACAGGCCCAAACCUCCUCGGCCUCCCACUGGCAGACCUUCCUAUCCUGGAGCCAAACCCAACAUCUGCGAUGGGAACUUUAACACUCUAGCUAUUCUUCGCCGGGAGAUGUUUGUUUUCAAGGACCAGUGGUUUUGGCGAGUGAGAAACAACAGGGUGAUGGAUGGAUACCCCAUGCAAAUUACCUACUUCUGGCGGGGCUUGCCUCCUAGUAUCGAUGCAGUUUAUGAAAACAGUGAUGGGAAUUUUGUCUUCUUUAAAGGUAACAAAUACUGGGUGUUUAAGGAUACAACUCUUCAACCUGGUUAUCCUCAUGACUUGAUUACUCUUGGAAGUGGAAUUCCCCCGCAUGGUAUUGAUUCAGCCAUUUGGUGGGAAGAUGUUGGGAAAACCUAUUUCUUCAAGGGGGACAGGUAUUGGAGAUACAGUGAAGAAAUGAAGACCAUGGAUCCUGGCUAUCCCAAACCAAUCACGGUCUGGAAAGGUAUCCCUGAAUCUCCUCAAGGAGCCUUUGUGCACAAAGAAAAUGGCUUUACGUAUUUCUACAAAGGAAAGGAGUACUGGAAAUUCAACAACCAGAUACUCAAAGUAGAACCUGGAUAUCCCAGAUCCAUCCUCAAGGAUUUUAUGGGCUGUGAUGGACCAACAGACAGAGAUAAAGAAGGACACAGCCCACCAGACGAUGUAGACAUUGUCAUCAAACUGGACAACACAGCCAGCACUGUGAAAGCCAUAGCUAUUGUCAUUCCCUGCAUCUUGGCCUUAUGCCUCCUUGUAUUGGUUUACACUGUGUUCCAGUUCAAGAGGAAAGGAACACCCCGCCACAUACUGUACUGUAAACGCUCUAUGCAAGAGUGGGUGUGAUGUAGGGUUUUUUUUCUUUCUUUCUUUUCCAGGAGUUUGUGGUAACUUGAGAUUCAAGACAAGAGCUGUUAUGCUGUUUCCUAGCUAGGAGCAGGCUUGUGGCAGCCUGAUUCAGGGCUGACCUUUCA